Molecule: messenger RNA, 1599 nt
Organism: Felis catus (domestic cat)
Lineage: Eukaryota; Metazoa; Chordata; Mammalia; Carnivora; Felidae
Gene: CCDC163
Product: coiled-coil domain containing 163
Exons: 9
Coding region: 500-1234 (244 amino acids)
Source: RefSeq, a predicted model, not a curated record
AGCCUCGGUUUCCCGGCAAGCUUCACGGUGGCGGUGUCAAUGCUCGUGCCGCUACCAGGGAAACGUAGUUCUACAGCCUCCAUCGCCGGUUGUUUCCUCGAGAGACGAACUCAGUUUCCCACGUAGCGCUGCGGCAGCCAGUCCGAGGUCGGACUUUCCCGGCCUACGGGAGGGUUUGAACUGGGCAGUAGUCGCUGGCACAGGUUCGGAGUGAUGGUACCUGUGUCUUGGGUCUGGGAAGGUUUCGACCAAGAUUCGGCACUCUCAAUUCCCACCUGAUAAUUGAGUAUCAAAGCAUCCCGCUUUCCCCCUAGAGUCCCCAAGCUCUGCUCUCCUGACCAGUCCCAGUUUGGCUUGAUAACUGCAUCCCUCCCUCCCUUUAGUAUUACAUCCCCACUCCCCACUUUCGAUCUGAAGUGUGGCCUUACUGGGCUGUGUCUCUGGUGUUCCGGGCUGGAAGAGCAAAGGCACAAGACGUCAGGGAGCCUUGCGGAAGGUUAUGAGUAGGAGCCUGAGCUGGUCUGAGCACCUCGACGUGCUUCUCAAUGCUACCGAUGGAAAUGUGGCCAGGAUUAAGCAGCGGCUGUAUCCUCUUGGAGUCUCCACAGCGGCAGGAGAUUUGGCUGGGACCUGGAUUUCCCCUCAUCACUUGCCUCCUCAGUCUGGAGUCCAUGCUCAACAGCCUUGGGCUCUAGAGACUCCCUUUGUCCCAGAGAGGCUGAGUUGGGGUAAGGCCCAUGGUGCAUCUUCUCUCUGGGAUGAAGUUAUUAUUCUCCAAUCCCAGCUUCAAUCCCAGGCUCAGGUGACUGAGACACUAAGACAGGCUGUGCAGGGGCUGCUGGAAGAGCAAGAGCAGCAGAAGUAUAAGAUCUGUACCCUGGAAGCAUCACUAAGGUUGCUGCAGGAGAGCCCAGAGCAGAGGGUCCUUCUCCUGGAUCAAUGCCUGGAGGGGCUGAGAAGGGAACUGCAGGGCCUUCGAAGCCAAGUGCAGGAACAGGCCCAAGCCCAAAUACAAACAGGACCACAAAAACGUAGUGCUACUGGUGGCCUUCACCAAGAGCUGCAGAAUGAGUGUCAACUCCUGUGGGAGGAAUCAGAGAUUCUUCAGGAGGAGCUGAAAUUGCUGCAGGACCAGCUGAGCCAGCACCAGGAGCUGCUGCUGAAACAGAUGGCUGAAGGGGGGCAAGCUCAGGCCCACAGCUGGAAGGACCUCCAUUCACAUCCUCCAAUCUAAGUUGUCCCUGGCUGCCACCUUCACCAUGUCUCUUUCUUCAUCUACCUCUGAAGUCAGUCUUCCAGACACCAACAGUAGCUGGGAAACUAGAUCUCCAGAAGAGCACACUUUCUAACCUGGAGCCCAGCAGCUUUCAGCUUUAGGCCCAGAGCCUUGGGCAGGAGAACAUAUUCUUUAAGGGCCCCACAAUGUUCCUGAGUGACCUGUAAGAGCUUGUAAGAGUAGCUUUGCUCACCUUCCCCUUCAAGCCCCUGUUUCUGGGCCCCAUGUCCCUCCUUUCUUGAUCUAGCUGGUAUCUGCCCUCUUACUGAGGCUUGUCACUGCCUGCCCACCAGGAAAUAAUUACAAUAAAUGUUUUAACUCUU